Molecule: messenger RNA, 2580 nt
Organism: Patiria miniata (bat star)
Lineage: Eukaryota; Metazoa; Echinodermata; Asteroidea; Valvatida; Asterinidae
Exons: 12
Coding region: 1-2532 (843 amino acids)
Biological process (GO): netrin-activated signaling pathway
Cellular component (GO): membrane
Molecular function (GO): netrin receptor activity; protein binding
Source: RefSeq, a predicted model, not a curated record
AUGUGUCAGAGGCAGCGCAAGCUGAAUAUUCACAGGGAUGUAGCAAAAGCAGCGAAAGAGCAGAGAGAACUCAUUGCUAUCGAACCAAACGAAGCGGCUGCAAACGCAGUGCAAGAGCAGAUAGAACUAUCUGUAAUUGGACCACAUGGUGAGGCGCAUGAACACGCCCUGCAUCGGAUAGAGCUGUCUGCAAUUGGGCCAAAGGAUGCGAGUCAACGACUUGUACAUGUACAGAUAGAAGUGUCUCCAGGUGAGCAGAAGGAUGCACCUCAAGAUGAAGUGCAGGACCAAACUCAGAGUCACAGGAUGCAGCUCAAGAACUUGUACGAGACCAAACAGAUGUAUCUGGGAUCGCGCCACGGUGGUUCAACCCAAGAACUCGAACCUGGACAGGAAGAUCUGUCUGUAAUCAGGAAGAAGAAUGGAGCUAAGGAACCAGAACAAGAAACUGCAAGACUGUCUGCAAUUGGGCCAAAGGAUGCAAGUCAAGAACUCAUUCAUGUCCAGAUAGGACUGUCUGCAAUCAGGCCUCAAGAUGCAGCUCAAGAACAUGUACAGGACCAGAUUGAACUGUCUGUAAUUGGUCAGAAGGAUGCAGCUCAGGAACCUGGAGAAGAGAAGAUGGAACUGUCUUCAGAUGGUCACGGAGGAUCAAAUGACACCUUACCACCAAUUAAUGAGUCGAUUUCGCCUAUCCGGGAAGCCAGCUGUAAAAUUCCUCCAGUGGAGAUAUCACCAGUGUUACAGCCCGCUCCUGGCGGAGCAAGUAAUUGCCAAGGCAGCUCUUCCGCUCCGCCAACACUCCUAAAAAGGAUCCUUGACGAACACGACAACUUCGCCAAAGAAUGCAGCGAAGACACACUGAUGGAUAACACCUUUCAGUUGCCGUAUAUUGCAAUCGGUUACUUCGACCAUGAUGGUGGAAGCCUGUCCUUGGGCAAGUACAAUGUCCACAUGUACAUCCCUCGUGGCGCACUUCCCAAAAAAUCACUACAGCAGGUGUACAUCUAUGUCAACCCCAAUGCGCCACCUGUGGACGGGAUCCAUCCUCCGCAGGUUGCUCUCUCACCCGUGAUCCAGUGCGGCCCGCCAGGUCUGAAGUUUUUAGACAGCGUGGUGCUGCAGUUCCCGCAUCACGCUAGCGAGAACUCCAGUUGGAUGCUUUACACCAAGAUCUGCAGCGACGAAGAUGCGGCGUACAAGGCCUGGCAUCCGCUCGACGGCGAGGAAGAUGGCAUCGUGGUGUCAACUGAAAACAAGAAGGUCGUUCUCCUGAUGAAGCAUUUUACCGGAGCAGCUCUAGUGGGCGAGCCGUCCUCUACCAGCAGUAAAAUGGUGCACGUUGGCGCGUUCGGAGGGUCAUGUACCGAAUCUGAUACUUCGUAUGCCGUGCGAAUCCACGCUUGGGACGAUGACCCGGUUGCUAAGCAGAAAGUUUUGGAUAUGGAGAAGGAACUUGAAUCCAAGCCGUUGGAUGUUUACAGAGACAUGUUAGUCCAUCACAGUCACGGAGGUGUGAUCGUUGCGCUUGAGAACCUCAAGACAGGCUGGGAAUUGGAGGAGAAUACAUCACAGAAACAAGAGAUAAGCAAGUCCAGAGUUUGGCGGUUCCCAAAGAACUCUGUGACCUUUGACAUGAGAAGACAACUGCCUCGUGCAGAGAGUGACCUAAUGCAGCUGCUUCCUGGGGCUGACGGAGUCAUAUACCAGUGUAUCUCGGAAUCCGACACAACUUCGACUGAAGAUAGAAUUCGAUUGUCGAUCCGACCAAAGCAAGGGAAAAUUGCAACGUCUCACAAGGAAGCUAGUAAAACCUGCACAGAAGAAAAGGUGAGAACGGCAAUUACAAGGAGGGUGCACGGACUAAUGGACGGCGACUACGGAGGCUUCUCAGAGGCAUUGGUUCAGAAACUUUGCCAACACUUAGAUACCGAGAAACAGCCACAACUGGACGGAACUUGCCCGGGACCUACUUGGGGAAGGUCUUCGGUCAAACGACAUCGCUCGUCAAGAAAGUCCAUCAAAGGAGACGAUCAAAGCAUGGAAAAAACCGGAGUAAUAACCGAAGCAAGCGGAAGUGUCCAACGCGUCUCUGAAAUACCUUUGCGAUCUGCACCUGGUUCAAACAGUGACGUCAGCGGAUCGAUACCGUGUCAAAUUAGUACUGAAGUAGAUGACCAGAAGCGCCUCCGUCGGCUUGCCGAGAAAUUGGGACCGGAAUGGGAGACACUGGCUACAGAGUUAGGCUGCACUAGUGAGAACCUGUUCAGGAUUAAAGAAGACAAGCGAAAUUGCGUGGUUAAUCAGAUCUUUACAAUGCUUGUGGAGUGGAGGCAGCGAGGGGGGAGGUUGGAUGAAAGCAUCUUAGCCGACGCCUUGGGGAAGGCCAAACGAUUUGAUCUGGCACAGCAGUUCCGAGAGAUGACGUCAGGAAUAAGGAGAAGACGUGUUAGUAGUAUAUCAGGACGCAGCAUAUCAGGAUGCAGUAUAUCAGGACGCAGCAUAUCAAGACUCAGCAUUAAUUUACAGUAGGAGGUAGUAGGCACAAUGAAAUAACUUGGUGAUGCUAAAAAUGUGGGU